Molecule: messenger RNA, 2879 nt
Organism: Oncorhynchus gorbuscha (pink salmon)
Lineage: Eukaryota; Metazoa; Chordata; Actinopteri; Salmoniformes; Salmonidae
Gene: ehd2b
Product: EH-domain containing 2b
Exons: 8
Coding region: 843-2474 (543 amino acids)
Biological process (GO): endosomal transport; endocytosis
Cellular component (GO): plasma membrane; cytoplasm
Molecular function (GO): calcium ion binding; protein binding; GTP binding
Source: RefSeq, a predicted model, not a curated record
CCAGUACCCCACCCAACCUUUUUCCCAGCUCUAAACAGUAGAGAUUCAGGGUUAGUCCCAGAGUUUUGCUUGGCAUCGCUGGGAGAGGAGGUGCAUUGAGAGAGGAGAGAGAGAGAAAGGUGUAGUCAGUGUGUUCCUGUCUUCCUCCAGUAUGCAGAGAGAGGACCCCUUCAUUUGAAACAUAUUCAACUCUGGAGAGAAACCAUCCCACGGACUGACAGGCUUCUGGUUGCCCUUACCUCACAGGAGCACACGGAGUAGCUGGUAUUUACUGACAGUAGAGAGAGAGAGCACUCUCCUGAGUAGCUGGUAUUUACUAACAGUAGAGAGAGAGAGAGAGCACCCUCCUGAGUAGCUGGUAUUUACUAACAGUAGAGAGAGAGAGAGAGAGCACCCUCCUGAGUAGCUGAUAUUUACUAACAGCAUACAUGCAGCUGCAUUCUUCAACCUCCUGAAGGGAGGAGACGUUUCUCCCAUCUUUUCCAGAAGUCUUUUGAAGGAGUCAGAGUGGUGACUGUUUCAGAGAGGGAAGACGUCAGACCAGAGCUUUAACGACAUAAAACAGACCGUACAGUAACAUCCAGUACCAUCCUCGAAGAGGCCCGGCUGAAGAAGAGGUCUCAGAGGAGAAGAGUUCACAUUAAAACACAGGAAACACCUGCUCCCGGGUUCACCUUUAAGAAACACAAACACACAUUCUCACACACACACACUCACAGGGAGUUUACAGAACUCCCUCACAUUCCUCAAAGGUAGAUAAUUUCCUCUUGAAGGACAACAAUCAACCAAUCAGCUAAUCAUUCAGCCAGUCAGCCAAUCAUUCAGCCAGUCAGCCAAUCAGGAUGUCUCGUUGGGGCCGUAAGGAUGUGAAGAAGACUCCUGAGGUGAUCAGGACCGUAACAGAGGGGCUGAAGUCUCUGUACCGUCAGAAGCUCCUCCCCCUGGAGCAGUACUAUGGUUUCCAUGACUUCCACUCCCCCUCUCUGGAGGACGCAGACUUUGACAACAAACCCAUGGUGCUGGUGGUGGGGCAGUACUCCACUGGCAAGACUACGUUCAUCAAGUAUCUGUUGGAGCAGGAUAUCCCAGGAAGCAGGAUAGGGCCAGAGCCCACCACCGACUGUUUCACGGCCAUCAUGCACGGUGAGGUAGAGGGGGUGAUCCCGGGCAACGCUCUCAUCGUUGACCCCAACAAACCUUUUCGCAAGCUCAACCCCUUCGGAAACACAUUCCUCAACAGGUUCCAGUGUGCCCAGCUGCCCAAUCAGGUCCUGGAGAGCAUCAGCAUCAUCGACACACCAGGGAUCCUGUCAGGAGCGAAGCAGAGGGUGAGCCGAGGCUAUGACUUCCCAGCGGUGCUACGUUGGUUUGCGGAGCGUGUUGACCGCAUCAUCCUCCUGUUCGACGCCCACAAGUUGGAGAUCAGUGAUGAGUUCUCCGAGGCCAUCGGAGCGCUGCGUGGUAACGAGGACAAACUGCGUGUCGUCCUGAACAAGGCUGACAUGGUGGGAACACAACAGCUGAUGAGGAUCUACGGAGCUCUCAUGUGGUCUCUGGGCAAGGUGUUCAACACUCCAGAGGUCUUGAGGGUGUAUAUCGGGUCGUUCUGGUCCGAGCCGCUGCUGGUCCCUGAUAACCGUCGCCUGUUUGAGCUCGAAGAGGAAGAUCUGUUUAGUGACAUCCAGAACCUUCCUCAUAACGCAGCCCUCAGGAAACUCAACGACCUGGUGAAGAGGGCACGACUGGUCAGGGUGCAUGCCCACAUCAUCAGCUAUCUAAAGAAGGAAAUGCCAACCUUCAGGAAGGACAAAAUGAAGAAGAACCUGAUCUACCAGCUUCCUGUCAUCUUCUCAAAGAUCCAGCUGCAGCACCAUAUCUCUGCUGGGGACUUCCCUGACUGCGCCAAGAUGCAGGAGCAACUGUUGAUCCAUGACUUCACUAAGUUCAAGCCCCUGAAGCCGUCCCUGAUGGCCGCUCUGGACGAGCUGCUGGCGUCCGACAUCGCCAAGCUCAUGCCCCUGCUACGCCAGGAGGAGAUUGACGCGGGGGUGCAACCAGGGGUGCAGGGGGGAGCCUUCCUGGGAACCCGCGCCGGGCCCUUCAUGGAGAACGACCCAUUCGGAGAGGUGGAGAAUGGGGGGGAGGAAGGCGAGGAAGAGGGCGAGAUGGCCUGGGUCGUGACCAAGGACAAGCCCAAAUACGACGAGAUCUUCUACAACCUGGCGCCCAACGAGGGCAAGCUGAGUGGCACCAAGGCCAAGGACUGGAUGGUGAGCACCCGGCUGCCAAACUCCGUCCUGGGGAGGAUCUGGAAGCUGUCGGAUGUGGACCGGGAUGGCAUGCUGGAUGACGAGGAGUUUGCCCUGGCCAGCCACCUGAUCGAGGUGAAGUUAGAGGGGCAUGGUCUGCCCCCUGAACUGCCCGCCCGUCUGGUGCCCCCUUCCAAGCGCAGAAUGAAAGGAUCGGAUAUAUAGAGACUAUUACAUCAACCCACCCUGUGGAGCUGACAGUAUAGCCCUCUGACGGCUGACACACACGCUACUGCCCCCCCCCACGUUGUCCUCUUGUCUCCUUGUCUUUAUGUCUGUCAGCCCCUGGGUGUAUCUCGAUAGUCUAUGUUAAGCCCCUGGAUGUAUCUCGAUAGUCUAUGUUAAGCCCCUGGAUGUAUCUCGAUAGUCUAAGUUAAGCCCCUGGGUGUAUCUCGAUAGUCUAAGGUAGCUUCCUCAUAGUGCAGAUGAAUGAAAGGAAAGGAGGAAGGGGAGAUACUUUACGCUAUUGAAAUGCACCCCAAUUUAGUCUUACUGGAUCAUGUGUUUAGCUGAGCUGAGGUCAAAUAAAGGCUAGUGGCCCACACUGCUCUACUCUAUUAUACUAUAUUA